GCUAACUGCUGGAAAUCGCGGGACAAGGUCCAGAUGCAUCUCUUUAGUGAGAGCAAGGUGCAAAAUUACGAUAUCCUGGCUAUCCAGGAACCCUACAUCAACAAACAUACUGACCCACUAACAACAUACUCACUAGCGCUCAAGGGCAGCUUCCAUAUCCUACUGCAGCCCACACCCAAGGAAGAAUACAAGAAACGCCCACAAGUCUGUUUCUACAUCAAUAGAGGGCUAGAUCCAGCCACAUGGGAGGUCCAAUACCAUAAUAGAGAUCUGAGCACAUUGACACUUCAUACAGCCACCCAUGGAACCAUCCAUAUUCACAAUGUAUAUAAUCCAGGAGUCAAUAGCAAUGAGGAAUCUAUAAUUAGCGCCCUGCAAACCGCCAUGGCACCUAGGGCGCAGCAUAUUGCCACCAAAUUAAUUAAUCUUAUGGAUGAGCAUGGGCUCAAGCAGCUCUUGCCAUUAGGCACAAUCACGUACGAGAGGGUUAACACCAAAUCUACAAUUGAUCUAGUGUGGGCAUCGCACAAUCUAGCCAACCGGGUAGUAAGCUGCGACACCAAGCCAGAGUGGUGGUACGGAGCAGAUCAUGUCUCAAUCUCCACUCAAUUUAACCUUACAGCUAUAUGUGUUCCUCCAUUGAUUCACAAGCAGUGGAAUGUAACAGAUUGGGACCUCUUCCUUAAACUGAUGGACAUAUAUAAUUGGUACCCAAGGGAGCUCAAUGACAAUGAGGCAAUCAAUGAGGCAAUCCGCUAUCUAGUUGAGGCAAUCAAUCAGGCAGCUGAGCAAGCGACACCUACAAAAUAG
This is a messenger RNA of Talaromyces stipitatus ATCC 10500, 810 nucleotides long. RefSeq lists its product as uncharacterized. The annotation marks the transcript as partial. The record is from RefSeq and is a predicted model, not a curated record. The transcript is spliced from 2 exons. NCBI's taxonomy places the organism in Eukaryota, Fungi, Ascomycota, Eurotiomycetes, Eurotiales, Trichocomaceae. Gene Ontology annotation, molecular function: catalytic activity.